Nicotiana attenuata is the source of this 1035-nucleotide messenger RNA. RefSeq lists its product as uncharacterized. NCBI's taxonomy places the organism in Eukaryota, Viridiplantae, Streptophyta, Magnoliopsida, Solanales, Solanaceae. The coding region runs from base 1 to 1035 and encodes 344 amino acids. The record is from RefSeq and is a predicted model, not a curated record. The transcript has a single exon.
AUGAAGGAUGGUGUGAAGGUAGUUAAACUAAAUCCAAAAGAAAUUGAAGAGCAGAACCAGAAAUGGAGUCUAGCCCUAAUUGGGUAUGUCAUUGGAGGAAACCCCACUUUUAAGGAGAUGCUCAAAUUUGUAUAUGGAGUAUGGAAUACAGUUAAUACCCCUCAGGUAUAUCUCCAUAACGAUGGGUAUUUUUUAUUCAAAUUUGACUGUGAGGAAGAUAAGACUACAAUCCUACAGAAUGGGCCAUAUACCUUUAACCACAGACCUCUUGUGCUCAAGCAAUGGUGUCCAGAUUUUCAGAUGAGUAAGGAACCGGAUCAAAACAUUACUAUGUGGGUGAUGCUCCCAAACUUGCCAAUCCAAUUUUGGACUGCUGGAAACCUGGGAAGAAUAGCCAGUUGUCUAGGAAGACCAAUUUGUACUGAUAAAUUGACAGCACAGGAAGACAGAAUUGCUUAUGCUAGGAUGUUAAUUGAAAUGGACAUAUCACAACCAUUACCGGAUGAGAUUCCAUUAGAGAUGCCCAAUGGACAAUGUAGUAUGCAGGUUGUGGAAUAUGAAUGGAAACCCCUAUUUUGUCAAGACUGUCUUCAAAUGAGACAUGUUACAGGCAGCUACAGGAAACAACCUGAUGACAAUGUCAAUUGGAAACAACAGCAAGUGAACAAAGAAAGGAAAAAUCAAAAAAAGGAAUGGCGAGCUAAAAAUGAUCCAAGCAAGGAAGAAGGGAAGGAACAGGAACUGAACCUAAUAGCUAGGGCCUCAACAGUUGAACAACCUGAAAGCUCAAAUGCUGCAGUCAAUUCGAGCACAACAUGGCACCAGUCUGAAGACAGGCCAAUGGAGAGACUUAACAAUAAUGAUAGAGGGAAACAGUUACAGAAGGAACCAGAAGUACAAGAUAAAAUAAGGGCAAGUAUGGAAAUGGAGAGAGUGCUAAGUCAGAAUAAGUUUAAUGCCUUGAGGAUUCAUACAAAGAAAACCACAAGCAAUGUGGGAAGGGUUCUUAAUGCAAUCAAAAAGAACCCUCCAUGA